AUGCCGCCCAUGCUCGCCGCCGCCAAGUCCCUGACUCUCUACAAGGACUUCAACAAGGAUGUGAAGGACAUGCUCACGAAGAGCUACAGCGAUGCUCAGAAGUGGAAGCUGGAGAGUAAAUUCAAGGGCCCAGAGGACAAGCUCUUUGUGAACCCCAUGGCAACGUCCGAUGGCAAGUUCAGCGUGGAUGUGGAGUACGCUCCAAGGUGCGGCGCCGCACUGAAGGCGACGCUUGAGCCCAGCACCUGCAAUGUCAACUUGACGGCGUCGUACCUCUGCCAGGGCCACAAGGUGGAGGCUGUGGGAAGGAAAAAUGGCGAGUAUGAGCUCUCCCAUGAGUUCGUGAUGCCCUCUCGCAUGUCGUCGCACGCGAAGUUGGUGAACAAAACUGUGGAGGUGGGCGUCGCGACGGCCGUAGCGCCUCACUGCCAAGUGGGACGCGGUGCGCUUUGCACCCUGGACGGAAAGAAGAACUACGACCUGACGCUCGGCUGCCGCUAUGCCUAUGCUGGCUAUGCACUGGCGGUCCGCACGAACAAGCUGCGCUCGUGCACGACCAGCUUUGUGACGCCGAUACCGAAGUGCCCCCAUCACGUGCUGGUUGGCGCCGAGGUGGUGUGUGGCCGUGGGCAGGGCUGGACGGGGACCCUGGGCUUUGAGACGGCCUGCGUGCUGUUCAAGGGCAACACGCUGAAGGCACGCGUGAACAAAAACAAGGAGUGGGCGGUUGUGUACAUCGCAAAGCUUGUGGACAACUGGACGGCCGCCGUCACUCUUGACAAAAACCUGAAACCCGGGGUACUCCUGACACACUCGUAG
Trypanosoma cruzi is the source of this 819-nucleotide messenger RNA. RefSeq lists its product as uncharacterized. NCBI's taxonomy places the organism in Eukaryota, Euglenozoa, Kinetoplastea, Trypanosomatida, Trypanosomatidae. The record is from RefSeq and is a predicted model, not a curated record. The transcript has a single exon. The coding region runs from base 1 to 819 and encodes 272 amino acids.